ACAGAAUGCUCAGAAAACAACGCAUUCCAUGGUGGAAAUUGGGAUUAGAAAAUCCUCUCUGCCUCCUGACUCUUGAAAAUGGACCAUGAACAGAAUGAAGAAGACAUGAUCCUGGACCUGGAAUCGGAGCCUGAAAGUCCACUAGCACCCCCUGAAGAUCUUCUGGAACAACUAGACGGCUAUGAAUGGACUUUGCGAGAUGGGGGAGGAAAAAACCUGCCACCACCUGCAGACUUACUGAGAAAGCUCAGUGAACAGAGAGACAGGUCCAUAUUUCCAGAACACAGGAUUCCCACAAUGACAGAAGACAUGGCCAGGAAUGCCUUCCUCAGCUUCGUCAAUUCCAAGUGCUGCUAUGGCAAUAAAGCUGCCGGAGAACUGGUCAUUCAGGAUUUGAGACAGAUGACUGUAUACAGAUAUAGACUGGAGACCUAUCAGGAAUCAAGGCUAAGUGAAUGGACUUUUCAACCUUUUACUAAUAACUUGGUAGACGGACCACAAAAUGGCGCUUCUCCUCGGCCAUGGGAUAUUAAGGUCCAGGCGCCGCCAAUGUUUCAGGAUGAUACAAAGAAGUUCCGAGUACCUCACUCUUCAUUAGUGAAGGCAUGCCACAAAUGCCAGGGUCGUGGCCGACACAAAUGCAGUGCUUGCCAUGGUGCAGGCAGGAUGAGAUGUGUUACGUGCAGUGGGGCCAGACACAGGAAAAAGCAGCAAAAGCGGUGCAAGAUGCGUUCAGGUACUGGACGUAAAAGGUGCAGCACCUGUUCUGGGCGGGGCAACAAAACCUGUAUGACAUGCCAGGGAGAGAAAAAGCUCUUACAUUUCAUACAGCUGAUCAUAACCUGGAAGAACAAAGUGUUUGAAUUUGUUUCUGAGCACCAGCUGAACUUUCCAGGAGAGCUGCUCAGUAAAGUCAAUGGAGAGAAUGUAUUUAAAGAUGAAAAUGUUCUGGUGUAUCCCAUCAUUGACUUCCCUAUACCAGAGAUUUCCCUAGCUUCACAGAGAGCCAUCACAGAGCAUAAUGCAGCAUUCGCCACAUCAUCACGCAUUCUACAGCAGACCCUGUGUGCCUCUUCUUGCUACAAGGGGCUCUCCACAGGCCAGUACACCAAGAAUCCACUCUCCAAAAAAAUCAGGUUGCAAAGAGGGAAAGGUGGGUGGAUUAAUGCUAACAAGGUCAGCAUUAAACUUCACAAGAACUCUGCUGGGUUGUACAUUGCGCCAGACUAUUGAGCUGAUCCCCAUCACAGAAGUUCAUUAUCUGUAUGCAGGGAAGACGUACCUGUACUAUGUCUAUGGACUAGAAAACAAGGUGUAUGCACUGGACUACCCAGAGAGGUACUGCUGUGGCUGCACCAUCAUAUGAUGGCAGUGGAAUGCUUCCAGAGUCCUUCAGUGUGAAACAGACAAUAGCUGCACUUACAAUGGCAAUAUUAACGUCCCGUGAAUGCAGCACCAGCAGGGUCAGCACCAGAGGAAGAAACAGCAUGGCAGGACCUGGGUAUUUUCAUCUGGCCCCACUCAGGGUACAGUUGGAAGACAUGAUGGUAAUAACUCCCGAGUCCUGUUUACUCUGCAGCUUUAUCUAGUGCUAUUACCCAAGGAACUGCAUGGACCAAAAUUUUGCAGUGUAGAUGAAGUCAAUGAAAGGAGAAAACAAACCUCACCAGGAGAGAGAAUAAGGAACACAACUCACAUACUCACCAAUGCUAUUAGCAGCUCAAAGCCUGAUUCAGCCUCAUUAGGGUCAAUGGAAAGAUCAGGCCUUCAGAAAAGUAUUUCCAUCUGAGGAUGCUUUGGAUGUUUUGUUUGUUUAUUGCUGUAAUGAUUCACCAUUAAAAUGUUACAUAUUUUAAGCCUUUUUUUUUACAUUCAAGGUUAUGCUACUUAUGAUUGAUGCGUUCUCUUCUCUAUUCUUUUCUUUGUUAGGAUUUCCCUGAGCUACUACAUAUAACCCGUAGUAACAGAUAACAUAUUUCUCUAUAUAUUAAAUUAUUAAAUCUAUUUUAUUUUAAAAUACCAACUGGAGUUUGCCUGACGUGAUAAUACUUGUAUGGAAAGUAUCAGAUAAGAAUAAACAGC
Molecule: messenger RNA, 2082 nt
Organism: Mauremys mutica (yellowpond turtle)
Lineage: Eukaryota; Metazoa; Chordata; Testudines; Geoemydidae
Product: protein SSUH2 homolog
Exons: 13
Coding region: 79-1233 (384 amino acids)
Molecular function (GO): heat shock protein binding
Source: RefSeq, a predicted model, not a curated record